Messenger RNA from Owenia fusiformis, 2246 nucleotides. The record is from the annotation of a GenBank genome assembly. Lineage: Eukaryota; Metazoa; Annelida; Polychaeta; Sabellida; Oweniidae.
AUGGAUAGUCAAGCCAAGGAUGAAUGUAAAAUAGAUGAAGUGACAAUAACUACAAAGAAAGAUCUUAAAUGUGAGAUUUGUCACAGGAUGUUUGGCUCUAAACAAGGAUUGGAUUAUCAUGUCAAGAAUCACUCUGGAGAAAAACCUUUUGAAUGUAAAAUAUGCUCCAAAUUUUUUACAGUAAAGCAAAGUCUGAAAUAUCAUAUGUCCCAUAUACACAACAAUUAUGAACAACAUAAUAAUGGGAGUAAAUCCAGCAAUAAAUGUGAAAUAUGCUCAAAGUGUUUUACAUCAAAACAAAGACUGAAAUAUCAUAUGGUACAUGUGCAUAAGAUUUCUGAGCAACAUUAUGGUGGGAGUGAAUUCAGCAAUCAAUGUGAAAUAUGCUCAAAGUGUUUCACAGUAAAGCAAAGCCUGAGUUACCAUAUGUUACAUGUACAUAAGAUUUCUCUAAAAUAUAAUAAUAGGAAUGAACGCAAUAAAUGUGAUUUAUGUCCCAAAUCAUACAAAUUCAGAAGUCACUUAUUAAAUCACAUGAAAUUGCACACAGGUAGAUUGAAAGGACAUGGAAUCAAAAGAAAUACAAAUGACAAACAAGCUAGGAAUAUGAAAGAAAAUGAAGAAAUAAGUCCAAUAUAUUCAGCCAAGGCAUCUGAAACAAAAAUAAAGCCAUAUCAAUGUAAGAUUUGUCAUAAAAGGUUUAAAUACGAAAAUGUGCUGCCACUUCACAUGAGAAGACAUCAUAAUACCCUCACAGAUGAGUCUGAAAGAACACACCAUACACCAACAGAUGAAUUUGAUAGAACACAUGAUACACUCACAGAUAAAUCUGUAAGAUCACAUGAUACACUCAAUGAUAAAUAUGACAGAAAAAGUGGAACACUCACAGAUAAAUCUUGUAGAACACACGAUACACUCACAGAUAAAUCUGGUAGAACACAUGAUACACUCACAGAUAAAUCUGAUAGAACACAUGAUACACUCACAGAUAAAUAUGACAGAAAAAGUGGAACACUCACAGAUAAAUCUUGUAGAACACACGAUACACUCACAGAUAAAUCUGGUAGAACACAUGAUACACUCACAGAUAAAUCUGAUAGAACACAUGAUACACUCACAGAUAAAUCUUGUAGAACACACAAUACACUCACAGAUAAAUCUGGUAGAACAGAUGAUACACUCACAGAUAAAUCUGGUAGAACACAUGAUACACUCACAGAUAAAUCUGAUAGAACACAUGAAACACUCACAGAUAAUUAUGACAGAAAAAGCGGAACACUCACAGAUAAGUCUGGUAGAACACAUGAUACACUUAAAGAUACAAAAAGUGGAGAUGAUUACACUUCACAAAGUGAGACUUAUAAACAUCAGAAAAUUGAAAAUAGUUGUAAUCUCCCUCUAAAUGUUGAAAAUACAUAUGGUGCUUUAGACAUUAUGGCUGAUAAGAUAAACCUCCAAAUACCACCCUGUAUGCAAAUUACAACAUGUCCAGUGUGCAAGAAGACAUUAAGUAACAAAAGUGUACUAAAGUGUCACAUGCGAGUCCAUACAGGUGAAAAACCUUAUGAGUGUAGCAUUUGUUUACGGAAGUUUACAUUCAAGCAAGUUCUUAUCCAUCAUUUAAGAACUCACACUGGUGAAAAACCCUUUGAGUGUAAUUUAUGUUUACAAAGAUUUGGUAGAAAGUUUGCACUGGAUAAUCACAUCAGAAUUCAUACAGCAGCUGAAGAUCGCUACAAAUGUUUGUUUUGUUACAGAGAGUUUGCGCAGAAACAGUCUCUGAUUGUACAUGCAUAUAAAUGUGGUACUUUUAAACGUAGAGUUGGUAAACCUAUGAAGAACUAUUUUCGAGAAUAUGGUACUUUAGCAAGUCAAAGGGCAUCAGGUGAAAAUGCUAAAACAUUUGAACCUCAACAUAGAAGUGACACAUCGAUUCGUUGCGAUUUAUGUCGCGAAGAAUUCACAUCCUCUGAUAUGCUAUUAAAUCACAUGUCUAUGCAGCACUCAGAUCUUAACACAAACCCAUAUUCUAGUCUUGCCUCAAGUCUCUUGUCCCUUCCAUCUUAUCCACUUUAACACCAGAGGCUUGUGUGCAUUGACUAUGUACAGGUGUUACAUCUGGGAUGAUUAACACAAGAGGCUUGUGGGCAUUGGCUAUGUACAUGUGCUAGAUCUGGCAUCAUUAACACAAGAGGCUUGUGUGCAUUGGCUAUGUGUAGGUGCUAGAUCUGGGAUCAUUUACACAA